UGAUUGGCUGUGUGGUGAAUGCGGAAGUGAGCCAGUGUUGUUUGUGUGAAUCAGGGUAGCUUGAGUGGAGCUCAACGGAAUAAAAAUGCGCUAAUUAUUGUAUACUCUCAUAAUAACAUUAAAAAAAAAAACAUCUUAAAGGCGUUUUAGUAUGGAGGCGCAAGAUGGUGCGCGUGUCCGAAAUGAAGAAGUUCCUCCCCAGAACCAGGAUCUGAGUUUUCUGCUGCCAGCUGUGACAGCUUUCCUGUCUGAGUAUGGCUGGUAUGCGGCGUUCGCGUGUGUGGGAGUGUAUCUGCUCCUCCAGCAUCUCCGCAAGAACAGAUCCACAGACAGCCAGAGCUCGCCCGUCUCCACCAGCAGCCAAGACCCGGACUCCGUGGUGAGGCGUCAGGCGGCUCUGGAGGCGUCCCGCAGGAGAAUGCAGGAGGAGCAGGACACUCGAGCGGCAGAGCUCAGAGAGAGGCAGCAGAGGUUGGAGGAAGACAAGAGAAGACAGAAAAUCGAGAUGUGGGAUAGCAUGAAGGAGGGAAAGAGUUACAAGGGAAAGGCACAACAGAGCACAGAAGAGGCCACUUCCUCCAGCUCACUGAGACCAAAGACAGACAAAAAGCCCCUUCGCAACAGUGGAUACAGUCCUCUGUCUGGAGACGGAGGAGGAACGUGCUCCUGGAGACCCGGCAGGAGAGGCCCGUCUGCGGGUGGAUGAGGUUAAAGUGCGGUCAGACUGACCUCUGACCCUUUGACCCUCCAUAGGAACACACAAAUAUUAUCUGAAUGAAGCUAUCAUUCUCUCAUCACAGGACAAUAGCAAAUAUGGUUAUAUUACACAAGGGUCUUCAUGCACACUUUCAUGUUUUUCUGGUGACAGGCUAAUUGACUUGUGCAUUGUCUUUUUACACACACUCCUGUCGUUCCAAUCCUGUAUGCUGUUAUUUUUUCAGUGCAAUAGUUUUUUCAGUAAACUUUUUUUGGUGCAUUUGCAGUCAGAAUGACAUGAGGGUGAGUCAAGGACAAAAUGUGUAUUUUUGACUGUUCUUUUAACUUGUGUGUUUUAAACACUUUCAUGCACAUUAUGAUUAAGACGCUAUUGCCUGUUUGUAUGAUUGACAGCUUCUAAUGACGCCUCCUCAUCAAAGGUAUUAAUACUCCUGGGGCGGGCUGAUGAUUUUCAGUAAUAAUCGUGUUCCUGGUUUUAGCUUUUUGCACUUAUGAAGGCUGUGCUAAAUAAACACCUAGAGAGAGUAAAUACAAAUGCAAAGUGCUAAGUUUAUAUCAUUGAAAUGUUUGUAUUCUGUUGUAAAAGCAGGUUUGUGACAGAUCCAUCGAUGCUGUGGUUAGUGAUGUAUAAUAGCAGCCUGCUGUAUGU
Sinocyclocheilus rhinocerous is the source of this 1366-nucleotide messenger RNA. RefSeq names its product selenoprotein S-like. NCBI's taxonomy places the organism in Eukaryota, Metazoa, Chordata, Actinopteri, Cypriniformes, Cyprinidae. Bases 152 to 706 code for a protein of 184 amino acids. The record is from RefSeq and is a predicted model, not a curated record. Gene Ontology annotation, biological process: endoplasmic reticulum unfolded protein response; retrograde protein transport, ER to cytosol. Gene Ontology annotation, cellular component: endoplasmic reticulum membrane; Derlin-1-VIMP complex; Derlin-1 retrotranslocation complex. The transcript is spliced from 6 exons.